CUACCCAAGUACCCGCGAUUUAGCCAUUGGCUGUAAUAUUAACAGUGUAUGGGUUUAGCACAAGCUUGGGUGUCUCGUGGAGCGCACAGCUGACACUUUGGUGCAUCAACUGCAUGGAUCUGGAGUGACUUCCCGUUAAGAAAAUCACGACAAACCUAAUAUUUAUUUUUUUAAAUGUAUUUUACGUUUACACGUUGGUUCAUACAAAGGGCCACCGCGGUUUCAGAAUCUAUGAUUUUUAUUUUUAUUUUUUUUUUUGAGAAUCCGUUGAACGUUGGCACGAAGUUCACUCGGGCGUUCUGUGUAAGCUGUGCACGCUGAGGAGGCACCUGAAGAAUUUGCAGUGUGGGCCAAGGUGGGACGGUCCUACACAGGGUGCGCGCUCCUGUCUCCAUAUCACUGACACUAAAAGUAAUUCUCCGGCUCCGCGAGACGAACAUGCAUUGCGUGCGCACGAGCAGGGAAGAAAAGCUCCGAACAUGCACGCCGAUAACCAUCAAAUGACACCCAACACGUGCUGUCAUAUUUAGCUGUCAGUUGCUGGGGACGCUCGUUGGAAAAUGAGGUUUGGAAGCAUCAUUUUAUUCGUCGCUCUCUGCUCUUUUACCGCUUAUUAUAUUUAUGAGCCAAUUCCUGAGGAGAUAGACGAGAGAUGGAAACUCAUGCUGACCAACUCUUUCUUCAGAAGUCUCAGCAACCUGGCAGACCUCAGUGAAUUACUGGGGCUGAAGGACUACAUGGGGGUGAUGUACUUCAUCACUCUGGCUGAAAAGGUAGUGCCUGUUUCUGACGAGCAUGUCAAGGUGACCGAAGAGAAAUUUGAUGGCGUGGAGGUGGUGCUGUACCAGCCUAAGCAGAGGGGCGGUGAAACUGAGCUCAGGAGAGCUGUCAUAUACCUGCACGGUGGAGGGUGGUGUCUGGGUAGUUCCCGGAUGAGUCCAUAUGAUCUACUGGCCAGAACAAUUGUCACUAAGCUAGAUGCAGUUGUUCUUUCUGUAGAGUACCGACUUGCCCCGGCUCACCACUUCCCUGUCCCAUAUGAGGAUGUAUACCAUGUGGUCAAACACUUCCUCCAGAAGGGGGUGCUGGCCCGGUACUCUGUGGACCCAGGACGCAUUGCUGUGUCUGGGGAUAGUGCUGGGGGCAACCUGGCAGCUGCAGUCUCCCAGCAGUUGCAAAGAGAGCCUGGACAGCAGGCUCAGUUAAAGGCCCAAGCACUCAUCUACCCUGUACUGCAGGCUUUGGAUCUUAACACGCCUUCCUAUCAGCAGAAUCAGGACAUGCCCAUUCUGCCCCGCACCCUCAUGGUGCGUUUCUGGAGUGAGUACUUCACCAGCGACAAGGCCCUCUUCAAAGCCAUGAUGGCCAACACCCACAACAACGCUGAGUCUUCCCGCCUGCUGAAGUUUGUCAACUGGAGCGCAUUUCUGCCAGAAACCUAUCAUAGAAAAUACAACUAUAGUGCUCCUGCUGUUGUGCAGGGAGUCGGAGGGGAGGCAAUUGGGAUGGACGUACCAUGUCGAUCUAUUGCUGACCCGAGGGCAUCCCCACUGCUGGUUCCAGACUCUGCCUUGCACUCUCUGCCCAAGGCCUACGUUCUGACAUGUGAGUAUGAUGUUCUCCGAGAUGAUGGGAUCAUGUAUGUUACACGGCUCCGUGCUGCUGGUGUUGAGGUGACACAUGAACACUAUGACACAGGAUUUCAUGGAGGACUGAUGUUCACUGUGUGGCCAACGGACUUCCUGAUUGCACGUCGCAUGACCGACAACUAUAUCAAAUGGCUUGAUGAAAACUUGUAAAAACCUCUUGACUAUCAAUAUUCAUUCCAGCUUUUCCACACAGUGCACCAGUGUUUGGUUAGGUGCAACUUGUUCCCAUCUGGUGUUCAAGUUUUUGUUUAUUUCUUUUUCUUUCAUCAUGCUAUUUCUCUGUAAAUAUAUUGAGUAAUAUCAACUUCUUCUGUUUUUUAGAUACCAAUAAGAAACAGGAUUUUGAAAGAAUAGUUAAAUAAAAGUAGGUGGCUAGCUGACCUUUGGUGGUGCUGUUCAUUGUAUCCCAUCACAGGACCUUCUACCUGAUCUUAUAUCCAUUGCAUGAGAAUCAAUACUUUAAAUUAGCAAUGCAUUCCACCAAAGAAAUCCGAGCUAUCCCAUCUGGGAUUUUAAGAAGUAUUGGCAAAGGAGGAAAGGAUUUUCACAACAGCAAAACUUUAAGAACUUCAAAACUUAUGUUCAGUUUGGCCAAAGUUCCAAGAAUGCAGCUAAUACUGAAACCUAAGAUUGUUUAGAUGUGUUUGCAAAACUAUAACUGCUGCAUAAUGGUUGCUGACAUUGCAUUAAAGAUUUGUUGAUGUAACGCUGUUUUCCCGAGAACUAGCCCUUAGUUGUGUAAUCCAUUAAAAAUGUGGUACACAG
This is a messenger RNA of Perca flavescens (yellow perch), 2414 nucleotides long. It is a transcript of the gene aadac, whose product is annotated as arylacetamide deacetylase. Bases 561 to 1799 code for a protein of 412 amino acids. Lineage: Eukaryota; Metazoa; Chordata; Actinopteri; Perciformes; Percidae. The transcript is spliced from 6 exons. The record is from RefSeq and is a predicted model, not a curated record. Gene Ontology annotation, molecular function: carboxylic ester hydrolase activity. Gene Ontology annotation, cellular component: membrane.